AUAUAUACAGAAUAUAUAAAUAUAUAAGGAGUUUCAGAGCACAGAUGAUUUUUAUUUUGACACAUCCACAGACCACAAGAAUUUUCUGCUUUUUCUACAGCUAUGGUUUUUCCAUCAAAGGGACCGAAACAGACACUCUUUUAUAUUGUGCUACUUCACCUUACUCGUGAAUAUCAAUGUCUUGAUUUAAUCAGUUGCAAUGGUACAUUUAGGGCACCAGAUUUUAAUGACAUCUUUGUGACAUGUGGGGCACAGCAAAUUGAACUUUCUAUUUACCUGUGCCCUGUGUACUUCUCUGGCUAUAAUGAAACUCAGCUUUAUAUGAAUGAUAUUUUUUCUAACAUGGCUUGCCAAGGAAAAGUUGAUACAUCAUCCAGCUCAGUUCCUUUACUGAAAUUUGUUUUUUCAAUCAAUGACAGUUCAACCUGUGGCAGUGCAUUUCAGAUAACGGACACUUUAGGUCAAGGAGUUUUUGACAUCUUUUCAAACAUUCAAUUUGUUAACAUUAGUGGAAUAAUCAAAUCUAAAGAUCCAAUUGCUGGCGUUAUCACCCGGAGCCCUGAACUGAAGUAUUUAUAUUCCUGUAGCUAUCCUCUUGAAUAUCUUAUGAACAACACUAGGCUGGAUGUGGCUGGGAAUAAUAUAGCUAUGACUACCAAUAAUGGAAGCUUCGUCAGUACACUCUAUGUUCGGUUGUUUUCGGAUGCAAGUUAUGCCAGACCUCUUUUUAUCCCACAAACUGGAAUCAAGUUAAACCGUACAGUAUAUGUUGAAGUAGGAGCAACCAACUUGACUGAAAAAUUCAAUGUGUUACUGGAUAGAUGCUAUGCUUCAACCUCCCCAUACCCAACCAAUUCAACCUCCUAUGACCUUUUUGUAGGAUGUCAAAAGGAUCAAUAUACUUUUAUUAAAACAAAUGGAGACAGUCAGGUUGCCCAGUUUUACUUUUCAGCCUUCCGAUUCCUUGAACAGUAUCAACAGGCUGUGUCAACGUUUUAUUUGCAUUGUAUUACAAGACUCUGUGAAGUGUCUGCAUGUUCAUCCUUUAAGCCAGUCUGCUCAAAUCGAAAAAGGAGGAGUGUUAGAGCAGCUUCAAGCUCUUCAGGUUAUCCUUCACUUUCUGAUCCAGCAACAGUAACUUCUCUGGGGAUUCUUACCAGUGCUGACACUAAUAAUCCAACCAGUUCAUCACCUGGUUCUUCCAGUGUGGACUCCAAAGGAAUUGUGAGCACUGCUGUUGGCUUGGGAAUAACAGUUGGCUUCUUGGCUUUACUCUGUACCCUUAUGGGUGGCCUUGCAUACCUUAUGCACAGACGACUUCAGAAGACUAGAUAUCUGGAGAAAAACAACUUUCAUUAAGAAAAAAUAGACUCAUCAAUACGGGCUCACAUUUGAAAUAUUUUCUUUUUUUGCUGACUAAGGGGCAGUUUAGGUUAAUGCAUAAUUGUAAUAAUUCUAGUGUAAAUAUAUGAAUUGGUGUUAAACCAAAAAAAACAAACAUUAUUUUGCAGCUUACCAAUUCAUAGAUGUGAUGGCUGCAUUUGUUUCCUUUGUUUGGCUUCCUUUCUUUUAUUUCCACCUUGUGAUCUGGCAAGUAAGUCUGUUCUUUUUCAACAGAACAAGCUCUGAUGCAAAAGUAUCAGUUCAGAGUGUUGAGAUAAACCCAUGUGCUACUGACAGGGGUGCUUACAAUGAUAGGCUUGUAUUUAUUCUUGUAAAACCUUUAUCCCAAAAAGAAAAAAACUGUUUGCAUACAUAAAUGUAGUGUGAGCUGGAGUUUGAGUUCAGUAUGUUAGCAUAUCUAUAUCAGUGCAUCUAACACUCCUCUCCCUCAACACUGACAAUUCUGCCAUCUGCUCUGCCCCUGUGCUCUUUAUGCAGAGUGGGGGAAUGUGAAUACAGGAGGCAUGUUACUGGCUAGAUCCCCAGGUGAAAAAGAAAAAGCCUAAAAAAAAUAUAUAUGCAGCCAUAACAUCUAAGGCUUGGUAAGCUGCAACAUAUUCUUUUGAGCUUAAUACUAUAAGUAUGAUCAAUAUGUUAUAAUAACCUUGUAUUGCUAUUUGAUUUUUUUGGCAAUAAAAAAUAAAAAUCAAUAGAUAAAUUUGCAUGGAA
This is a messenger RNA of Rana temporaria (common frog), 2112 nucleotides long. RefSeq names its product zona pellucida-like domain-containing protein 1. NCBI's taxonomy places the organism in Eukaryota, Metazoa, Chordata, Amphibia, Anura, Ranidae. Gene Ontology annotation, cellular component: cell surface. The coding region runs from base 103 to 1359 and encodes 418 amino acids. The transcript has 11 exons. The record is from RefSeq and is a predicted model, not a curated record.